This is a messenger RNA of Rotaria sp. Silwood1, 4203 nucleotides long. NCBI's taxonomy places the organism in Eukaryota, Metazoa, Rotifera, Eurotatoria, Philodinida, Philodinidae. The record is from the annotation of a GenBank genome assembly.
AUGUUUAAUAUAUUCGAAGAUCAAUUAAUUGAUGAUAUUGUUUCUCAAGUUGAACAAUCUCGUAUUUCAUAUAAUUUACAACGUGAAGAAUUUCAUAAUCUUAAUACAAAUCUUCAAACAUAUUUAGAUAAUAUAAAAACAAUUGAUAAUGAUAAUUAUCAUUUACAAGAAGAUAUUCAACAAAUACGUACAAAUUAUAUUUCAACAUUAGAAAAUUAUUUAAAACGUUUAUUAAAUGAUUUUCGUCAAUUAAGUCAACAAUUAACUGAUAUACAUAUUGAUCGUUAUAAAUAUAAAUCACGUGCAAGACGUAUUAUUAAUGAACGUGAAGAAUUUAAACGACGAAUUAAUUUUAUUGCUAAUAAUGAAAAAGAACAAAUUAAAUGUUUAAAUUUUUUACAAAAAAAAGAACGUACUGUUCGUAAUGAACUUCUUAAAUUAAAUGAACAAUUACAACAUUGUUUAAAGUAUGUUGAAAAUGAAAAACAAACUCAUCAACAAGCUAUGAAUAAAGUUGAUAAUUUACAAGUACAACUCGAACAGAUAUGUGUUGAACGAUCGAAAACUGAAUUUGAAAUUCAAACAUUAAAAGAAGAAAUUAAAUUAAUGCAAACAGCAAAAGAUUUUCUUGAUGAAGAACGUGAAACAAUUUUAGCAACAGAAACUGAAGCUAAUGAAUAUUUAUUAUCACGUUUAGAUGAAUCUAUAACUUGUAUACGUGAAGAUUUCGAACAACUUAAUAAAACACAAUUAAAACAAAUUGAAAAUGAAUAUAAAAAAAUGUUACAAAUAGUUGAAGAACAUUUCACAACUGCUGAAUCAACAAUAUCUCAUCAACAUACAAAUCAAAUAGAACGUGAACGACUUCAAGAAGAAUAUCCACAUGUUUUACAAGAUUUAAAAACACUUAAUAAUCAUAAUCAAGUAUUAUCAAAACAAAUUCUUACUAUGGAAGUCGAGUUUCAUUCAUUACAUGAUGAACGUAUACAACAAUUAAUAUCUAAAGAUAAUGAAAUACAACAUACAAAAAUUGAAUUACAAACAUUAAAAGAAAAAUUAAAUCAUUUAACAGAAUAUGAUCGAAAUUUAAAAUUUGAAUUAACACUCUAUCGAGGAGUUUUAGAAAGUGAACAUAGACGACAACAACGACAGAAACAAUCAUCAAUUAAUACUUCGCAUUUAAGAAGACCAACAACAUUACAAUCCAAUAAUAAUUUAAUGACAGAUAAUAAAACAACAUUAUUGACAACAAGUAGUAUAAAUCAAAGUAAAUUUAAUGAUCAACAAGAGGAGGUUUUAAUAACUCGUAAUAGAACUCAAUCAGAAUAUGAUACACUAGGUGAAGAUACAAAUAUUCAAAUUGAGAAUAUUUUAUCAAUAAAACCUUCAUCUAGUGAUGAAAAAUUUGUAAAUCAAGAAAUUUUACAACAACAAGUGAUUGAAUCAUUUGAUCAAGAACACGAACAAGAUAGAAUAAAUGUCAAUGUUAUUUCACAAGAUAUUGAAAAAUCUUCAAGUUCAUCUUCGACAACUGUUCUUACAGAAGAUCAAUUGAUUCCAUCAUUUGAAACUCAACAAUCAUCAUCAUAUACUUUACCGAUAAGUUCCGAAACACGAAAAUCUCUUACUUCAUCUAUUCCUUCAGUAAUACGAGAAGAUCAAUCAGUAUUUUCUCCAGUUCAACAAUUAUCUGUUACACCAACUGAACUUCGAUCAUUACCAAUAAUUCCAUCAACAAAUCAGGAAAUAUCGCCAAUUGAAACCACUCCCGUUUUAUCCGAAGUUCAUCAGCUACCUUUAGUAUCUCCACAAGAACCUCAAACAUUAUUUGAAAUUUCAAAACCUUUAACUACUUCAACACUUGAAGAAGAUCAUCAAACAAUAUCUGAAGUACCACAAUCAUUAUCAGAAAUUUCUUCAGAAGUUCCAACAAUUACAUCUGAUAUUCAAAGAUCACCUUCGUCACCUACUAUCCCAGUAACAACAGAAUAUCAACAAUUAACUACUGAUAUAUAUGAACCACUAUCAACAUCUUCGCAUGAACAUCAACCAUUAUCACAUGCUUCGACGACACCAAUAACUUCCGAAUAUCAACAAUUAACUUCUGAUGUACAUGAACCACAUACAACACUUUCUCAUGAACAUCAACUAUUAUCACAUAUUUCAGUAAUACCACCUGAUAUUGAAAGAUUGUCUCCUUUACCUAAUACACAACCAAUAGUAGAAUAUCAACAAUUAGAUACUGAUCUAUCAUUAUGGCAUGCUUCUUCUGAUGCUUCAAUAAUACCAUUUGAUAUUCAAAGACGACCUUCUUCACCUACUACAUCACCAAUAACAGAAUAUCAACAAUUAGUUUCUGAUCUGCAUGAAUCAUCUUCAACAGUUUCAGAAGAUCGUGAAAUAUCAUCAGAAAUUCAGAUAUUUCCUUCACAAAAUGUUCCUACAACAAAUAUUGAUAUUCAAGAAAAUGUUGUACCAAUGACUAUUGAUGAUUAUCAAACAACAACAUUAGUAGAAAAUGAAUCCAAUGUUGAAAAUCAAUUAAAUAAAUCAUUUAAUGAAAUUGAUCAUCAUGAAUAUGAUCAAUCAAUACAUUUUAUUGAAUCAUCACAAAUAGAGCAAUAUGAAAUUCCUCUAGAUACUAAAUUAAAUGAAUCACAAUCAUUAUCAUUUUCAUUAAGUGAUAUUAAACAAGAUGAAAGUCAACAAAGUUCUUCACCAACAAAUUUAAAUAUAUUAUCAGAUAACGAUAAUAAAUUAGAAUUAAAACAAGAUGAUAUAUCAGAAGAAAUACAAAGAGAAGAAGAAAUUAGUUCUUCUCUUACAGAUCAAACUCAAAAUGAUUAUUCGACUGAUUUUACUUCUUCAUUAAUAAUUAAUGAUGAUCACAAAAAUGAUAAUGAAGAAGAUAAGUUUAAUCCUUUACCAACACAAGAUAUAAACAAGCAAUUAUCAAGAAAUACAUCAUUAUCUGAUAUUCAAGAAGUUGAUGAUUUACCAAUUUCUCAAAAAAUUGAAAUAAUAUCUGAUGAUGAUGAUGAUCCAAGUUUAGCAGUUAUUAUGCAAGAUCUUCGUUAUGUAUUUCAUGAAUUAGCUAAUAAUGAAGAUUUAGUAGAAAUCAAUAAUGAUUUACCAGAUAAAUUACUUGAACGUUUGGAAUUUCGUGAUCAUCUUAUACGAACAUUAUUCGAUAGUUUACUUAGAAAAUAUCUUGUACAAUCAGCUGCUCAAGAGAAUCGUCCUAAAACACUUGAUUGGAUUGAAUUUCGUGAUAUUCUUUUUCCUAUAAUAACUGGUCGUUAUACAGAACGACAUAUUCGAAAAUUAUUUGAUUUAUUUGAUACAACUAGAGAUGGUCAUUUAUCAUUACAAGAAAUAGCUGAAUUACUUGAAAUUCUUCAAGCUAAUAAUACUAUUAAUCUUGCACAAAAUAUUAUCGAUGAAUAUGAUACAGAUCAUGAUGGAAAAUUAAGUGUUGAUGAAUUAAUUGAAGCAAUUAAAAAAACAGAUGAUAUUAAUGAACAUGUUUUAUCAGAAGAAACUGAAAAUAAACAAUGGUUUAAUCAAACUCCAAUUGAGAAUCAACCUAUAUCAUUAGAAAUACCAAUUAUAAUAUUUCCAACUGAAACUAACGAUAAAUAUAGCACAGAAAUAUCUUUACUUGGUAGAAUAUUUAAAAAUAUAGGUGCUGAUUCUAAUAGUAAAUUAUUGGAUAGUAAUAAUAAAAAUUUAUUAAUGGAAAUAAUAAAUGAAUUUAUUAAUAAUAAUAUAAAUAUAUCAAUUAAUGAUUUACAAUCAUUUAUUGAAUUAUAUAUUAAUAAAAAACAAAAUACAAAUUCAUUUAUAAAUUGGAACGAAUUUCGAGAUAUUUUUUUACCAUUUGUUAAUCAUGGAUAUUAUACAAUAGAUAAUAUUCAACAAUGGUUUGAUAUAUUUGAUAUAAGUCAUGAUGAAAUAAUUACACACGAUCAAGUUAUUCAAUUACUUCGUUUAUUACAAAUAGAAAAUCCUGAAAAAAUUAUCAAUAAAUUAAAUGAAAUUACAGAAACACAUACAAAUGAUGAUGAUCUAUGGACAUUUAAUGAAUUAACAUUUGCAUUAAAUAAUGUUGAUGAAACAUGUGCUCAUCUUAUUACAAACAACGAACAUAUUCAACAAAUAACUACGUUUGAUAUUGACUGGCUUUCAAAUAAUGUAUUUUAA